This is a messenger RNA of Oncorhynchus nerka (sockeye salmon), 4765 nucleotides long. RefSeq names its product SLIT and NTRK-like protein 4. Gene Ontology annotation, biological process: axonogenesis; positive regulation of synapse assembly; regulation of presynapse assembly. The transcript has 2 exons. Gene Ontology annotation, cellular component: glutamatergic synapse; membrane. The record is from RefSeq and is a predicted model, not a curated record. The coding region runs from base 468 to 3056 and encodes 862 amino acids. Gene Ontology annotation, molecular function: protein binding. Lineage: Eukaryota; Metazoa; Chordata; Actinopteri; Salmoniformes; Salmonidae.
GUGUUUUUUCCCCUCAUUUUAUUUGCCUUGGUGUAAAGACUGGCUGAACCUCAGACAUCACUGGUAGGUAGCCCUGUGAACUACAUGAUUCGAAAAGAGACGAGAUGUAAUAUUUUUUGAGGUGAGUAAACCCGCGCAUGAUAUAUUUCGGUUUAUCGAGUGGGUAGCCUAUUGCUGUUUUGUUUUUGCCUGAACUAUUCAAUCCAACUUCAGCGAGCAUCUCUAUGGACUGGGGGUGUUGGAGCAGCACAAUUCGUUUCCUUCUUCUCUGUCAUGAACUGGAGAGCAUGCUGAAGUUGCUUUGCAGUCACUUCAGCUGCUUGCCUUCAGUCCCUUCUGUCUGAACGCAGAGGUGGGCACCUUGUCUUUAGUUCAUUCCGCACUGAAAUGCUUCAUGGAUAUACAGCAACACUGGGGACCCUACGAGAGAAAUAAUGUUUUAAACAAGUGGAGUCUGUCAAGAAGAGAUGCAUAGGCUGAAAUCUGAGCCCACUGCGAUUCUGACGUCUGAAUGGGAGCAAUGUCUGUCUAUCAAGAAACCACAUUUACAAACGCUUAAGGUUACUAAAUGGUUUUCUGGGGGAUUUAUAAAAGGCAAAAUGCUGCUUCUAGUUCUUUUGGCCUUUUCCGUAUCGAAUACGUUUUCUGACUUGGAUUCUGACCUCUCAGCGGAGACUUGCAGCGCCUGUUCUUGCAUGUCCAUCGAGAACGUCCUCUAUGUGAACUGUGAGAAAAUAACUGUGUACAGACCUACUCAGCUGCUGCCCCCGGUCUCUAGCCUCUAUCAUUUGAAUUUCCAAAAUAACCUAUUGAUCAUCCUUUACCCCAAUUCCUUUCUCAAUUUCACACACGCAGUCUCUCUUCAACUGGGAAACAACAAAUUACAGAACAUCGAGGGAGGGGCCUUUUAUGGCCUUAGUUCAUUGAAACAGCUGCACUUAAAUAACAAUGAAUUAAAAGUGCUCCGAGCUGACACUUUCUAUGGGAUCGAAAACUUGGAAUACCUCCAGGCUGACUACAAUUUGAUUAAGUAUAUUGAAAAAGGAUCAUUCAACAAAUUGCAUAGGCUGAAAGUUCUCAUCCUAAAUGACAAUCUCGUCCAGAUCCUUCCUGAUAAUAUUUUUCGCUUUGCCUCCCUUACACAUUUGGAUAUAAGAGGAAACAGGAUACAGAAGCUACCAUAUCUUGGAGUUUUGGAACACAUUGGACGUAUAGUGGAAUUGCAGCUCGAUGACAACCCAUGGAAUUGCACUUGUGAUUUGUUACCCUUGAAAGCUUGGUUGGAGAACAUGCCCUAUAACAUUUUUAUUGGGGAGGCUAUAUGUGAAACCCCUAGUGACCUGUAUGGACGCCUGUUGAAAGAAACAAACAAACAGGAACUGUGUCCCAUGGGAACAGGUAGUGACUUUGACGUAAGGAUGCCCCCUUCACAGCCAGAUAAUGGCCAAACAACAACCGACACUGCACCCACUACGAUACCCCCCAUCACAACAAACCCAUCUAAAAUGUAUGGUAACGGGAUUGUUGGUUUACCUGGUUUGAAUAAACAUAUUCCAAUUAUGUCCUAUCAAACAAGAACCCCACCUCUCUCCUGCCCACAGCCUUGCACAUGCAAAGCUCAUCCCUCAGACUUUGGUAUUGGUGUGAGUUGCCAAGAGAGAAGUAUACACAAUCUAGCAGAUCUCAUUCCCAAACCACCAAAUGCCAAGAAGCUACACCUGAGUGGUAAUUAUAUACAAUAUAUCAGUCCAGUUGAUUUCCAAGGCUUUGAGGGUUUAGAUUUAUUACAUCUGGGCAGCAAUCAAAUAGUCACAGUUCAAAAAGGUGUCUUUGCAAAUCUAACCAACCUCCGUAGGCUUUAUCUCAAUGGAAACCAACUAGAGCAGCUGCAUCCUGAGAUGUUCCUUGGGCUCAGUAACCUCCAAUACUUGUACUUGGAAUACAAUGCCAUAAAAGAGGUGUUAGCAGAGACCUUUGACUCCAUGCCAAAUCUGCAGUUGUUGUAUCUGAACAAUAAUGUGCUAAGGAGCCUCCCUGCCUAUAUCUUUGCUAGCGUUUCCUUGGCUAGGCUAAAUCUUAAGAACAACCAUUUCAUGACUCUGCCUGUGAGUGGCGUCCUUGACCAGCUGAGGUCUCUCACUCAGAUUGAUCUGGAAGGCAAUCCAUGGGAAUGCUCCUGUGAUUUAGUGGCUCUGAAACUUUGGCUGGAGAAGCUGAAUGAUGGAGUGGCUGCAAAGGAGAUCAAAUGCGCAUCCCCAGUGCAGUUUUCCAAUAUAGAGUUAAGGCUGCUGAAAAAUGAGAUCCUAUGCCCCAAACUCAUAGCUAGGUCCCCUUUCAUCCUGACCAGUGCUAUUCCGGUGGUGAACUCCUUGUCCCCAGCAGGGGUGGGCAAAGCCCCUCCGGGAGGUCCAGUUCCCCUAUCCAUCAUGAUCCUCAGUAUCCUGGUGGUGCUCAUCCUCACAGUAUUUGUUGCUUUCUGCCUCUUGGUGUUUGUGCUUAGGCGCAAUAAAAAGCCACCCGGACGCCAGGAGGGCAUGGGGAAUCAGGAGUGUGGCUCCAUGCAACUCGCGCUCAGAAGACACAACAAAUCUAGCAAGAAAGAUGACCUGGGAGGGGAGACGUUCAUCCCCCAAACUAUCGAGCAUAUGAGCAAGAGCCACACCUGUUCGAUUAGAGACUCUGAGUCAGGCUUUAGAUUUGCUGACUCACAGAGACAGAAAAUAAUAAUGCGCAACAGCACUGACCAAGACAAGGACUCACUGUCCCCCCUGGACCCCCGAAAUAAGAGACUGAGCACCAUUGAUGAGCUGGAUGAGUUCCUGCCGAGAGAAUCCAACAUGUUCAUUCAAAACUUUUUAGACAGUAAAAGGCUGGAUUUCAACAGUAUAGGGGUGAGUGGGUUUGAGAUCCGUUACCCAGAGAAACCACAUGACAAAAAUAUGAAAAAGUCACUAAUAGGGGGAAAAAACGAGUAUUAUGAACUUAAAGCAAAACUUCAAGGUACACCUGACUACCUUCAAGUUCUGGAGGAACAGACUCAAAUGAGUAAAAUGUAGGCUAUGUAUCCACUCAAUUCCCCCCCCCCCUCCCCCAAUUACAAAAGUGCCUUGUGGAAAACCUUAAUGACCAAUGGAUAAACUGGACAGCUGGCUCCAGUCAGAUAACCAGAUUUCCUGGGAAUCAGUGGCUCUCUUGCAAAUACAGACUUUCCCCCUGAUGUGUUGAUGCCAUUAUAACAUGUAUGAAUAACACAUCAUACCACAAGACAUCCUUAAGAGACAAUUGUAGUAUUUUGCUGCUUCUGAAAUUGGUACUUUUUUUCAACCAAAUCAUUGAGUCACGGAAACAAUGUUGAGUGUUACUCAUAUUGACCCUUCCACAGUGUUUUUGUGGAAAUAUCGAAUCAGUAUUUUAGAUGAAAUAACUAACUAUCAGAAAUUGUGACUUUGCAGUUCUCCUGGGAAUAUAACGUUGUUGGGAUCCCCCCAUUUACAGACACUUACGAUCUGCCUGGAUUAUAACUGAUCACUGCUGGUCGCUUCUGGGGGCCCUGAUGCCUUGUUUUCACUAUGAAAAGGCACUUACAAACCGAAUAGCAGAUAUGGAAUGAUUCUGUUACUUUUUUUGUGUAAAGAGCCAUGUUAAUAGGGUUUGAAUGAAAUGUGGUUCCUCUUGAUAUUUUUGGGUAUGGCACAUGUCUGUAUUUUUUUAAGCCCAAGAAAACAGCUGCUUGCCAUGUAAGCGUACCUGGAUUUAUUUUGUAAGUCUGCAUUAUUUGUAUCUGUGAGACAGUUUGUAAAUUACAACAGAAGACAAAACAACUAUACCGAUUAAAAAAAAUAUAUAAUAAAUAAAAAACACAAAUAUAUGAUUGAUGACCCCUGUCAACUGUCAAUUGGUAGUGCAUUUAACUACAUUAUUUAUUUAUUUUUCAAUGCAGUAUUAUUUAAAGAUUAUUGGUACUAUUUAAAAGUGAAAUGGACAUGUAGAAUACUUGAGCCACAAAAUAUUUAUCAGUCUAAAUCUUUCUGUUUUCUGAGUUUCUUCAAGACCUCUACUGAUGGCCUGAAUGAAAGGGGAAUAGUGAUGAUGUUGCACGAACUGAGGUCUAAUAGUAUUUGAAGUUUAACAAAUUCCUUAUUCUUAUAUACCACAGUAUCUUGUAAAAUGUUUGUUAUUAACAUUAUGCAACCAAAAUAAAUGUACAUUAAAGUGAAACGAUUCUGGAUUGUUUGACUGUGUACCCUGGGAACGGAAUAGAAAGCAGAGAAGGGUAGUGUAUGAGAUGAGUUCAAUUUAACUUUGGAAGACAAUUGUGUUGCUAAGAAUUUGCUUUAUAUAGCUAACUGAUCUGGACAGAAUCACAUCAAACACCAUGUGCAAUAUUAAUAUGCUCAAUCAUAAUAGCUUAAAUCUUUUAUCUCAUUUAUUAGUUCAAGGUUAUAUUGUGGAGACAUUUUAUGUUGUUAUUUCAAAUUAUUUUAUUCACUUUAUUUGACCAAGUCCUUAUUUAAAGUAUUGUUAAGUUAAUGAGUGUUUGAAAUACCAAUGGAUAGAAUGUACCUUCAAAUAUAUAAUAAAUACAAUUUUCUAUCAGACAGCAGAAUACUGUAUAUUGGUUAGUUUUAAAUUGUAUAACCUGUUUAAGUCAAGGUAUUAAAAGCAGCACCUAUUUGCACUGUGUUUUUCUUUUCCUCGAGAAAAUGUAAUCUUGUUUCCUCAGUCGUUUAAGUUGCUUUAUAAAUAAAGCCUUGAAUAUUCAUGA